Molecule: messenger RNA, 265 nt
Organism: Lemur catta (Ring-tailed lemur)
Lineage: Eukaryota; Metazoa; Chordata; Mammalia; Primates; Lemuridae
Gene: CTXND2
Product: cortexin domain containing 2
Exons: 1
Coding region: 70-237 (55 amino acids)
Source: RefSeq, a predicted model, not a curated record
AUGACAAAUCUGAAGAUAUACCUGAGGAGGUAGCUCUACCCGGACAAUGGUAAAGAGGCACAUGUCCCCAUGGAAGAUUCAAGCCUGUCUAGCAGUGUUGAUGUGGACAAAGGCUUUGCCAUUGCCUUUGUUGUUCUUCUGUUUCUAUUCCUAAUAGUGAUGAUUUUUCGGUGUGCCAAGUUGGUGAAGAAUCCCUACAAGGCUGGCUCCACAACCACAGAACCAUCUCUGAGCUGAAGUAUGAUAAAACCUUGUAGAUUCCCCC